Molecule: messenger RNA, 1178 nt
Organism: Penaeus indicus
Lineage: Eukaryota; Metazoa; Arthropoda; Malacostraca; Decapoda; Penaeidae
Gene: Sld5
Product: DNA replication complex GINS protein SLD5-like
Exons: 6
Coding region: 1-1038 (345 amino acids)
Biological process (GO): double-strand break repair via break-induced replication; DNA-templated DNA replication
Cellular component (GO): GINS complex
Source: RefSeq, a predicted model, not a curated record
AUGCAGCGCCGUGCAACAGAUUUGUGUUGUUUGAGACACUCCUUGUCCAAACAACGGGAGGAAUAUAGCCGCUGGCAUCAGUGGUGUGGCAGUGCGACCACACUUCAUGCUCUCCAGAUCGAGAUAAUGGUUUCCACGCGGGCUGCGAUGAGGGGCGCCUUGGCUCUUGUGUUGACGGAUGAAAAGAGGCCCCUUCGUGAAGCGCCGCCUCACGAAGGGGCUGUCAGUGGUGUGGAGGGCAGGUCGAGAGUUAACGCAAGCCUGGCAACACCUUUUGGCGGGAAAAGUUUUGUUUACAUUGGAGUUCCAGGAGAGGCAGGUUGCCGCCGCGUCCAUCGUCUUAUUUUCUCAAUAUUUGUGUUUUUUUUGGCCAUGGCUGACUUAGAAGAUGAUAUUAUCGAAGGCUCUGACGAGGAGGGCGAAGCCAUGACAGCCGCCGAGGUGCUGCAGAGGCUGGAAGAGGCCUGGAUGACAGAACGCAUGUCGCCCACCCUAGAGAGCCAUCAGAGUGAGCUGGUCGACUGCAUGCUCGACCAGAUCAACCAGAUGACGGAGAACCUCAAGCGCUGCAAGAAACACGACUUUAGACUCGCCAUUCACAAAAUGGAGAUCGACCGCAUCCGAUACAUGAUCAGCAGCUACCUCCGAACGAGACUGGAGAAGAUCGAGAAGUUCACGCACUACCUGUUGGAGAAGGAGGGCCGGGUCACGGACGAGAGCCUGGCCACGCUCUCCCCGGCCGAGGUCAACUACGCCAAGGAGUACGCCUCCAAUCUGGAGUCCCACUUCCAAACCCUCAUCCUCCAGCAUGUCCCCGAGAACUUGCGUGCCUUCGACCCCAACAAGAUGAGCGUCAAACCCAACCUCGACAGCUAUGUGUUCCUCAAGGUGAAGGAGACCACUCCAGGGGUGCUCAUCGAGGACGACACAGGGGAAGGAAGAGACGAGGAAGUGGACCUUGACGAAGGCGGCCAGCACUUGAUGCGCUACAAGUCCGUCAGUCACUUGCUUCACAAUGGAGCCGUUUCCUUGAUAUGAAAGAGGGAGAAUGAAAACAGGAUUAGCUUUAUUAAUUCAAAGAUUAUUAUUAUUAUUAUUGUUAUGAUAAGGUUUUCUGUAGAGUGGAAGUUCUUAAAUUAGAAUCUGUUAUCUUUUUAAUAUAUUAUAUAAAUUGUCAA